AUGCCUGAUGAAGCCCCUGAAAGGAUCCCAGAGCAGCGGAGCCUCCAGCAGCAGGGCCUGCCCUCCCCUGCUCUGUGCGGCGCCUGCAGCCUGUGCAUCAUGUUGGCUGGCAUAAACAUCACCUCGGUGGGAGUUUUCACCUUUGGCACCCUCAUUGUCAUGAAACCACCCCCCAUCAUCAUCGGGCCUCUUCUCUUACUGAUGGCGCUGGCUUUCUUCUCAGCCUGCUGCGUGGCCAGCAGGAGGCCUCCCAUCCACAUGGCGAGAAAAGCCCAAGGAGGGGAGAAGUGGGGGCUGAUGAGAAUGAGGAUGGCGACUUUUGAGAUGGAGACGAGCGAGCACACGCUUCAGGACACGACAGCGGUCCAGCUCAGCCCCACCAACUCCCUGAGCUCUUCUCACAAGUCCAGCUCCAACCAUGGGGACGCCGCCGUUCCAGCUUCCUAUCACGCUGGAGUCAGGCAGCUCACGUGUGACAUCACCGGAGACAAAACGAGUUUGCAAGGAAGGUGUUUCCACACCGCUGCUGCCUGA
This is a messenger RNA of Nematolebias whitei (Rio pearlfish), 534 nucleotides long. Its product is annotated as transmembrane protein 275-like. The record is from RefSeq and is a predicted model, not a curated record. The transcript has 2 exons. Bases 1 to 534 code for a protein of 177 amino acids. NCBI's taxonomy places the organism in Eukaryota, Metazoa, Chordata, Actinopteri, Cyprinodontiformes, Rivulidae.